Messenger RNA from Wasmannia auropunctata (little fire ant), 1411 nucleotides. RefSeq lists its product as uncharacterized. The transcript is spliced from 3 exons. Lineage: Eukaryota; Metazoa; Arthropoda; Insecta; Hymenoptera; Formicidae. The coding region runs from base 168 to 806 and encodes 212 amino acids. The record is from RefSeq and is a predicted model, not a curated record.
AUGUCGGUUGUAACAGCGGCGGCCGCGACCAAUGGCGUCAGUGCGAGACGAGGACGAGGCGUAUCGAGAACCUCUCGCUUUAACGCAGUUGUCAGUCCACAUUCGUGUCUCGGACUCGAAUUGUGCGCGCUAAUCGUCAAGACAACGUGCGUCACACAAGUUUCGAGAUGGCGAUGAAUUGCUUUCUCUGCGAGCAACACUCCGCGGAUGCACAGGCGACACCAUCUGACGUAUUUCCUGAGGACGAGGAUUGCUGGAAGAAGUGGUUGAACGCGAUUGGCGAGGCCAACGGGGACGUACUCGCUCAAUUGUCGUUGUGCUCGCGUCAUUUCUCGCAAGCUUGCUCCUCAGGCUUGAUUUUGGUGGACAAUGCCGUUCCGACUUCGGAACUGGCGCCAACUUCCUUCGGAUCGAUCGCGAAAGCCACAGGAACGGAUCGAUUGUCACCGCAGAGAGAACCGGAAGUCCGGCGAUCAUCGUUAUUACGUUCGUUACCGUCGUCGAUCAAGAGACCGACCAUUACGAGGGGUCGGCGCGUUCACAUGUUGUCGAAGGAGGAGAUGAAGGAAAUGCCACCGAUCAAGUACGUGCGCUACCUCAAGAACGUCAACUGGGACGAGAUCUGGAAAGUGCCGGAGGAGGCGAAGAUCGUUUGGGAGGUAGCGAUGGAGGAGCUGAAGGAGGACAACGAUAAGAUAAAGCAUCUGCAGGCGCACGUUCGCCAGCUCAGUGUGACCAUUCAGAAACUCAAGAAUGCUCUGAAAACGCGAAAGAGCCUUCGCCAAUGCCUUCCUUUAAGCUUAUAAAUUUGUAAAUAAUGCGGCAAAACAUUUUUUUUAAUCUAACCUUUGUAAGUAUUCAAGAUUAUCACGUGAAAUUAAUAAAAAGCAAUUUCAAUACAAGGUCGUUAUAUGCGUAUACAACAACUAAUGAAGGCGAAUAGAACCAAAUACGAUCGAGAUUUGGUUACCCAAUAAUACUCUUAAGUUUCAAAUCUUUUAUAAAGCUAUUGUAAACCGCGCGCCGAUUACUGUCGGUCUUUAAGAAUGCAGUCAUAACUUAAAGCUGAAAUAAUAUUACAUAUUUAUUAAAUUAAUCUUCGAUUCAAUAAUGAUGCUGAUAAGCGUCAUUCUUUACAGUGUUUUAACAUUGCUUGUCAGCGUCAUCAUCGAAUCGAAAAUCAAUCAUUCAAUAGAUAUAUGUAUAAUAUUAUUUCAACUAUAAAUUAUGACUGCGUUCUCUUAAAGACCGAUAGUCGGCGUGCGGUUUACGAUAGAUGAAACUUAAAAGAUUUGAAAAUUAAGAAUGUUAUUGGAUAACCAAUAUCUAACCUCGGCUAUAUUUGACUCUCUUCCCCCUUAUUAAUUGUUUAAUAAAAAAACUCUUAUGAAUAAUAAAAUAUUUUACAAUA